UCCUCGCCCUCCUCUUUCCCAUCUUGGGAGGUUCAUGUAAGCAACCUCCACUCGCUCUCCAAACAUGUAUCCUUACGGAGCGCUGCAGUGUGAGGUGUGAUAGCGACACUGAGCUCUUACAGCUCUCCAGUGAAGUCUAAAGGAGGAUUGUGGAGGAGAGGGAGAAAACUUCCAAAAAGACAGGAAAAACUGCCACGAGCAUCACAACAAAUUGGCUUCCAGCAGACAGACAUGGAGCCAAAAACUGAAAGUGGAUCAGCAGCGUUAACCAGCGAAGACCUCGCGACUAUUGAGGAUGAAGAGGUUCUUAAUAAGAUGUUGGACAACGCAGCAGAUUUUGAACAGAGGCGAAUGAUCCGUGCUGCUUUGAGGGACUUGCUCAAGAAAAAGAGAGAUAAACGGGAGCAGGAGCGAGGGUCUAGGCAGCAGGACUUGAAACUACAGGGCCUGAGCAAAGGAGGGACAGCAGGAGGAGCAGUUAGUGUAGGCAGAGCGUCCAUGAACCAGCAGCAACCUACAAACAAGCUGUCAAGCCAGCCCUCUCCAACAUUCUCCACUUCUUCUAACAGAACAACAACUGGUCAGGCCGGUCCCGCUGUAGCCUCAGCCCAGAAAUGUCCUCCUGCUGCAGCACCCAAUGCUAAGAAUGUCAAACAGAUGCUUCUUGACUGGUGCAGGGCCAAAACAGAGCCUUAUGAGGGAGUGAACAUCCAGAACUUCUCUUCCAGUUGGAAAGAUGGCAUAGCCUUCUGUGCCCUGGUUCACCGGUUCUUUCCUGAUGCGUUCGAGUACUCCAUCCUCAACCCUAACAAGCCCAGGGAAAACUUCCUGCUGGCUUUCAGCACUGCAGAGAGGCUGGCCGGCUGCCCCCCUCUGCUGGACGCGGACGACUUAGUCCGGAUGAAAGAGCCCGACUGGAAGUGUGUGUACACGUACAUCCAGGAGUUCUACCGCUCCCUGGUGGAGAAAGGCCUGGUCAAAACCAAAAAGAGACCAUAAACUCCAAAAAGCUUUUUAAAAUCUGUUUGCGAGUGCAAUUUAUACACACACACACACACACACAUAUAAUCAUGGGUUAAGGACAAAAAUAUAAUCUAAUGCACCUUUUUCAACAGAUUCUUGUUUAAUGUGUUUGCUGCUGCAUCAUGUAAAUAUAAAUGCAAAGUGCCUAGUGUGCAGUAUCUGUGUGUUAGCAGGGACUUCUGGAUGUCCGUGUGGACAGCUGGCGCUUAGGAUCAGUACAUUCCUCUGAGAUUACACAUCUGCAUUAAUCCCAGUGAGGGCCAUAGACAAGCUGGGAACACAUUUUAUGAUCUUGCUGUUGAGAGCCUGAGAGUGUAAAUAUUAAAGACACAGUUACACACAACUAGCAUGAAUGCAGCUGUUCUCUAAAUCCAACUAUUCUGAUCACUCGAAAACUAAAGUGUUUUUUUUAAUACUG
Molecule: messenger RNA, 1441 nt
Organism: Labrus bergylta (ballan wrasse)
Lineage: Eukaryota; Metazoa; Chordata; Actinopteri; Labriformes; Labridae
Gene: smtna
Product: smoothelin a
Biological process (GO): actin cytoskeleton organization
Cellular component (GO): filamentous actin; microtubule organizing center
Molecular function (GO): protein binding
Source: RefSeq, a predicted model, not a curated record